AUGGCAGCAUUUCCUGCCAUGCACAACUUCUACAGAUCGUCAGCGCUGACGGUCGACACCCACUCGCAAAACUAUUUUGAGGAAGACGAAGGCAGUAUUCUAGAUGAGAACAUCCUCGAUCACAGCGCGCUGGACUCAGGAUUAGAAAUGUCCCCGCACAUGAACGGCAGCCGGCGAGAUUCGUUUGCAGUCUCCUCAGCAUUGUUCUCACCAAAGACCGAUGACUGGCAGCAAGUCGACAUGCAGCAACAGCAGCAACCUAUGGCUUCCAACAAUCCGUUUGUUGAGCAAAACAACCACCACAACAACAACAAUCCUUUCAUGCGUAUUGAUUCACAGCAGUCGUCGUAUGGCGGGCACCAGGGCCAAGGGUGGCCGGUGAGCAACGGUUCGGGCAUGAGCACGCCUAUGCAAGGAGGACAUGAUGGACUACCUUCGGAAUUUGAGGUCAACGCUCCCAUAUUUCACAGACCUAUGCAGACUCCAUUCAGCAAUCCUGGCAACCAACAACUACCACUAUUCUCCUCAGCAAAUAACACCAAUGGUUCCAUCCCCGCCUCACCCCAGAAGGAAUGGUCCGUAGCAGAUGCUAUGGAUCACCGUGCUAUGCCUAAACGUAUGCGGCCUCAUAGCCCAGCCCUAAGGUCGCAUCCAGAGAUGACAAGGAGGGGAGACGGUAUCCGGAAGAAGAAUGCUCGUUUUGAUAUCCCCGCGGAGAGGAAUCUCACCAACAUCGACCAUCUCAUUGGACAGUCCACCGAUGAGCAAGAGAUCAAGGAGCUGAAGCAACAAAAGCGACUGUUAAGAAACAGACAAGCAGCACUUGAUUCUCGACAAAGGAAAAAACAGCACACUGAACGGCUUGAGGAUGAGAAGAAGCAUUACACUGCUUUGAUUAAUGACCUCGAGGAGGAUCUAGCCGAAGCAAAGUUGGCUUUGGAUGACUGGGCCCGCAAAGAGCAGCAAUACCAACAAUACAUCGAGAACAUGCAACUUGAGAAAGAGGAAAUGGUUCGAAAUCAUACAAUCGAUACUGGCGAGCUUCGUAAGAAGGUCAGCGUCCUCACUGACCAUGUCCAACGUCUUGAGAGUACUGCCAUGUCUGCCGUCCCUAGCUCUAAUGGUUUCUCUGCCGACUACGCCGAUAUCGACAGCCUCACUAUGGAUAGCGCCUGGGACAACAUUUCUUUCCUCAACGACUACUCUAUCGAACAUGAAGUCAAGGUUGAAAACUCCCAAGCUCUGGUUCCCGUCAAGAAGGUCGAAAACUCUCUGCUCAGCGAGCCCGAGAAACCGGCUGCCCAAGGUCUCCUCUUAAUGUUGCUUCUCGUUGGUGCUUUUGUUGCUUCGAAAGGAUCGUCUCCAAGUGUUCCCCAGGUGUCGGAUGAUGUUCGGGUUGCUUCAGCUACUCUGCUUGAGGAUAUAUUCAAUGAUGCCGGUGUUCCGCACGCUGCCUCCAGUGUAGCUGAAGCUGCCGCUCCUCUUCCCUCCGUCAACACUUGGUCAUCGAAUCCAAUACCUUCCAUGGGAAGUAACGAAAUGCUCGGUGUAACCCAAUCAGCUCUUGGAGACCUCAGCGACACUCUUGCCCAGCCUACCGAAGAACAGAACAACGAACAACUUUUCUCUAUGUCAGCAGCACAGUAUAACGGCCUCACUUCUCAGGACUUCCUACAGAACGCUCCGCAACGAUCGACAUCUCAAGGACGACGCAAUCUCGGUGAAACGUUGGCUGCGAUGAGGAGCAAUAGCAAGAAAUCGGCAGCCGAAGUCUACACGCGGUCAUUACUCUGGGAUCAAGUACCGAGUGAAGUAGUCCGCAAUUUCGCAAAGCUCGUCUCAGAGUGCAAUACUCGGAGUGGGGACGAGGACUGUAGCACAGCCGGUGGCUAA
Lachnellula hyalina is the source of this 1893-nucleotide messenger RNA. RefSeq lists its product as uncharacterized. Gene Ontology annotation, molecular function: DNA-binding transcription factor activity. The transcript is spliced from 2 exons. Gene Ontology annotation, biological process: regulation of DNA-templated transcription. Lineage: Eukaryota; Fungi; Ascomycota; Leotiomycetes; Helotiales; Lachnaceae. The coding region runs from base 1 to 1893 and encodes 630 amino acids. The record is from RefSeq and is a predicted model, not a curated record.